Melanotaenia boesemani (Boeseman's rainbowfish) is the source of this 7261-nucleotide messenger RNA. It is a transcript of the gene pole, whose product is annotated as polymerase (DNA directed), epsilon. Gene Ontology annotation, cellular component: epsilon DNA polymerase complex; nucleus. The coding region runs from base 171 to 7049 and encodes 2292 amino acids. NCBI's taxonomy places the organism in Eukaryota, Metazoa, Chordata, Actinopteri, Atheriniformes, Melanotaeniidae. Gene Ontology annotation, biological process: leading strand elongation; base-excision repair, gap-filling; DNA replication. The record is from RefSeq and is a predicted model, not a curated record. The transcript is spliced from 48 exons. Gene Ontology annotation, molecular function: single-stranded DNA 3'-5' DNA exonuclease activity; DNA binding; zinc ion binding.
CUGCAGAGACGCGCCAAAACAAGAAAACACAGGUCUCGCGGAAAGCACAAGACAAGCCUUCCAAAUAACAGCAAUACAUUUACAAAUGUGGCUUUACGCGUUUGUUUGUAAAAGUUGAGUGGCUGUUUAUUUAUUUCACUUCACUGCACCCGGACAAACCGCGGUAGAAGAUGGUUUUGCAAAACAGCGGACGGUACAGGACGGACCGAGGGCAAAGUGGAGAUCAGGAAAACCAGGAUGAUGGCUCCUCGAUGUCGGCUCUCAAGCGGCUUGAGCGCAGCCAGUUCACCGACGACAUAGACGCCCGCUUCGGCUUUGACAGGGUGAAGGAGCCGGGAGAGAAAACGGGCUGGCUGAUCAAUAUGCACCCUACGGAGAUCCUGGAUGAGGACAAGAGAUUGAUCAGUGCUGUGGACUAUUAUUUCAUCCAGGAGGAUGGGAGCAGGUUCAAGGUGGCUCUUCCCUUCAAGCCUUAUUUUUACAUUGCCACUAAAAAGAACUGCGACAGAGAAGUCAUCUCAUACUUGUCCAAAAAGUUCCAAGGAAAGGUUGCAAAGCUUGAAAUUCUCCCAAAAGAGGACCUGGACCUGCCGAACCAUCUAGUUGGCCUGAAGAGAAGCUACAUCAAGCUGUCAUUCAACACUGUGGAUGACCUUGUCAAAGUCAAGCGUGAUAUUGCUCCAGCUGUACGCAAGAACAGAGAGAGGGAGCAGUCCAAUGACGCAUACACCUCAAUGUUGUCAAGUGCCUUAGCAGGCGGCAGUGUGACCUCAGCAGAUGAAGAUGGGAUGUUGAAGAGUAUUGCAGAUCAGUUGGACAACAUAGUGGACAUGAGAGAGUAUGAUGUGCCUUACCAUGUACGAGUGUCCAUUGACCUCAAGAUUCAUGUGGCUCACUGGUACAACGUUCGAUACAGAGGCAGCGCUUAUCCGCCAGAGAUCGUACGUAGAGAUGAUCUUGUGGAGCGACCGGACCCGGUUGUUUUGGCUUUUGACAUUGAGACCACCAAACUUCCACUCAAAUUCCCAGACGCAGAGACGGAUCAGAUUAUGAUGAUCUCCUACAUGAUAGAUGGACAGGGUUUUUUAAUCACAAACAGAGAGAUUGUCUCUGAGAAUAUUGAAGAUUUUGAGUUUACUCCCAAACCGGAAUAUGAAGGGCCUUUCACUGUUUUUAAUGAAGAUGAUGAGGCUGCCCUCAUUCAGAGGUGGUUUGAUCACAUACAAGAAACCAAACCAAACAUCUUUGUAACCUACAACGGAGACUUCUUUGAUUGGCCUUUUGUUGAGACUCGGGCCACCCUCCAUGGACUGAGCAUGCACAGGGAGAUCGGUUUCCAGAAGGACAGCCAGGGGGAGUACAAGUCCAGUCAAGCCAUCCACAUGGACUGCUUAAGGUGGGUAAAGAGAGACAGCUACUUGCCGGUUGGAAGUCACAAUCUAAAGGCAGCAGCAAAGGCUAAAUUGGGCUACGACCCAGUGGAGUUGGAUCCAGAGGAGAUGUGCCGCAUGGCAACUGAGGAGCCACAGACCUUAGCAACCUACUCUGUGUCAGAUGCUGUGGCCACAUAUUACCUCUACAUGAAAUAUGUUCACCCAUUCAUCUUUGCGCUGUGCACCAUCAUCCCCAUGGAGCCUGAUGAGGUGCUGCGCAAAGGUUCAGGAACUCUGUGUGAAGCCUUGCUUAUGGUGCAAGCCUUCCAUGCCAACAUUGUGUUCCCCAACAAGCAGGAGCAGGUCUUCAACAAACUGACAGAUGACGGCCAUGUCUUGGACUCUGAGACCUAUGUGGGCGGACAUGUGGAGGCGCUGGAGUCUGGAGUGUUUCGUAGUGACAUCCCCUGUCGUUUUAAAAUGAACCCUGCUGCUUUUGACUUCCUCCUGCAAAGAGUUGAGAGAACAAUGCGUCAUGCUAUUGAGGAAGAGGAAAAAAUCCCUCUGGAGCAAGUUACUAACUUUAAUGAGGUGUGCGAUGAAAUCAAAAGGAAGCUGACAUCCUUAAAGGAAGUUCCAAACAGGAUUGAAUGCCCCCUCAUCUACCAUCUUGAUGUCGGUGCAAUGUACCCAAAUAUCAUUUUGACCAACCGCCUGCAGCCAUCAGCUAUGGUUGAUGAAGCUACAUGUGCUGCCUGCGACUUUAACAAACCUGGUGCUGGCUGCCAGAGGAAGAUGGCCUGGCAAUGGAGAGGAGAAAUCAUGCCGGCAAGUCGCAGCGAAUUCCACCGCAUCCAGCAGCAACUUGAGUCUGAGAAGUUCCCUCCAUUUUUCCCCAACGGUCCCCCUCGGGCUUUCCACACUCUCAGCAGGGAGGAGCAGGCCAAACAUGAGAAGAAACGUCUGGGAGACUACUGUAAGAAGGCAUAUAAGAAGAUCCACGUCACUAAGCUGGAGGAGCGAGUUACCACCAUCUGCCAGAGAGAAAACUCCUUUUAUGUUGACACAGUCAGAGCUUUCAGGGAUCGGCGUUACGAAUUUAAAGGACUUCAUAAAGUGUGGAAGAAGAAACUGUCAACAGCUCAGGACAAUGGAGAUGCUGCUGAGGUGCAGCGCUGCAAAAACAUGGAGAUUCUCUACGAGUCUCUUCAGCUGGCUCACAAGUGUAUUCUAAACUCUUUCUAUGGCUACGUCAUGAGGAAAGGGGCCCGCUGGUACUCCAUGGAGAUGGCUGGUAUUGUGUGCUACACUGGAGCCAACAUUAUCACUCAGGCCAGAGAGCUCAUCGAACAAAUAGGGAGGCCCCUUGAGUUGGACACUGAUGGAAUCUGGUGUGUUUUACCCAACACCUUCCCUGAGAACUUUGUGGUAAAGACAAGUAAUGAGAAGAAGCCCAAGGUGACCAUCUCCUACCCAGGGGCCAUGCUGAACAUCAUGGUGAAGGAGGGAUUCACUAACGAUCAGUAUCACGAGCUGGUUGACCCCGUAUCUCUCAAUUACAACAUCAGGUCAGAGAACAGCAUUUUCUUUGAAGUGGAUGGACCGUACCUGGCAAUGAUCCUGCCCGCUUCCAAAGAGGAAGGCAAGAAGCUGAAGAAGAGGUACGCUGUGUUUAAUGAGGAUGGGUCUCUGGCCGAGCUGAAAGGUUUUGAGGUGAAGAGAAGAGGGGAGCUCCAGCUCAUUAAGAUUUUUCAGUCAUCUGUGUUUGAAGCUUUCCUCAAAGGCACCACUUUGGAAGAAGUCUAUGCAUCUGUGGCCAAAGUGGCCGACUACUGGCUGGAUGUGCUUUAUAGCAAGGCUGCCAACAUGCCAGAUGCAGAGCUGUUUGACCUGAUUUCAGAAAAUCGCUCAAUGUCCAGAAAGCUUGAAGACUACGGAGAGCAGAAAUCCACAUCUAUCAGCACAGCCAAGAGACUGGCAGAGUUCCUGGGAGAUCAAAUGGUGAAAGAUGCUGGUUUGAGCUGUCGCUACAUCAUCUCCCGCAAACCCGAAGGUUCCCCUGUCACAGAAAGGGCUAUUCCUCUGGCCAUCUUCCAGGCAGAGCCAAGUGUGAAGAAACAUUUCCUUCGAAAGUGGUUGAAGAUGCCCAGCCUGCAUGACUUGGACAUUCGCUCUAUCCUUGAUUGGAGCUAUUAUAUCGAGAGGUUGGGUAGUGCUGUCCAGAAAAUCAUCACCAUUCCUGCAGCUCUGCAGCAGGUGAAGAAUCCAGUUCCCAGAGUGAGGCAUCCUGACUGGCUCCACAAAAAACUCCUUGAAAAAAACGAUAUCUACAAACAAAAGAAAAUAAGUGAGCUGUUCACCUGUGAAGGCAAGAGAAAGGUAGCUCAUCAGCCUCUAGAAGCAGGCCAAGCUGCAGACAUAGAGGACUUUGGGAUGCCAGCUAGACCUCUGCAGCCAGCCAUCCUCAUCAGCACCAAGCGGAAGCGGGCUUCACAGGGAGGUGACAGCCAAGUGGAGUCUCAAGAUGUCGAGCUCACGCAGUCCUGGAGAGAAAUCUUGGGACCUCCUCCACCUUCAGGAAAGACAAGGGAGGAGCGUUUAGUGUGGCUGCGCUACCAUAAGAAAAAGUGGGAGUUGCAGCUCAGGCAAAGGAAGGAAAGAAAGAAGAGGAGGAAGCUCCUUGAUGGUGAAGCUCAACCCGUUGGUGGGGGGGUGAUCAGAGAUGGCCCAACCACCGGCUUGGGAAGCUUCCUCCGCAGAACAGCACGCAGCAUCCUGGACAUGCCAUGGCAGAUCGUGCAGAUUGCUGAGACCAGUCACCCUGGUCUGUACAAGCUGUGGGCUGUAAUUGGAAAUGAUCUCCACUGCAUGAAACUCAAUAUCCCACGAGUCUUUUAUGUCAACCAGAAAAUCCCAAAACAGGAGGAAGGAGCCACAUAUAAAAAGGUGAAUCGCAUGCUGCCUCGCUCUAACAUGGUGUACUACCUUUAUGAGUACUCUGUACCAGAGGACAUGUAUCAGGAGCACAUCAAUGAGAUCAACGCAGAUCUCUCUGCACCAGAUAUCGAAGGGGUCUAUGAAACACAGGUCCCUUUGCUGUUCCGUGCACUGGUGCAACUCGGAUGUGUGUGUAUGGUCAACAAACAUGUUGUGAGGGAUCUGGCCGGCAGGGAGGCUGACACGUUUGAUCUGGCUCACCUGGAAAUGAGGUCUCUGGCCCAAUUCAGUUACCUGGAACCUGGGAGUGUUCGCCACAUGUACCUGUACCAUCACACCCAGGGCCACAAGGCUUUGUUUGGCCUGUUUAUCCCCUCUCAGCGCAAAGCUCAUAUCUUUGUCCUGGACACAGUUCGAAGCAACCAGAUGCCCAACCUGAGUAACCUCUACACAGCUGAGCGCACCAGCCUCCUGGAGAAGACCACAGAGGAGCUUCUGCCUCCAGAGAAACACACUUUCGAGGUUCGAGCUGAAAAUGAUAUGAAAGCUAUCUCCCGUGCACUGCAGCGCAUCCUGCUAAACUACAAGGAGGAACGACGUGGGCCUACCCUCAUCGCUGUUCAGUCAAACUGGGAGUUACGUCAAUUGGCAGUAAGGAUGCCAGUGUUUGAGGAGUUCCCAGUUGUUCCAGUACACGUGGUGGAUGAGAUCAGCUAUAAUGUGCUGGACUGGCAACGCCAUGGAGCCCGGCGCAUGAUCCGACAUUAUCUCAACUUGGACAGCUGCCUGUCACAAGCUUUUGACAUGGCCAGGUAUUACCACUUACCCGUGGGAAACUUGCCCCAGGAUGUGUCCAUUUUUGGCUCAGACUUGUUUCUGGCUCGACAUCUACGGAAACACAACCACCUGCUGUGGCUUUCACCCACAGCCAGGCCGGACCUUGGAGGGAAAGAAGCUGAUGACAGUCGACUGGUCAUGGAAAGCGAUGACAGGUGCUCUGUGGAGAUCAAUUCUCAAGGAUGUUACUCCACAGUAUGUGUGGAGCUGGACCUGCAGAGCUUGGCAGUGAACACCAUCCUCCAGUCGCAGCAUGUCAAUGACAUGGAGGGUGGAGCCAGUCUAGGCGUCAGCUUUGAUGUGAUCCAGCAGGCCUCACUGGAGGACAUGAUGUCAGGAAAUCAGGGUGCAAGCGCUCUGGCUAGCUACGAUGAGACAGCUCUCUGCUCCAACACUUUCAGGAUCUUAAAAAGCAUGGUGGUUGGAUGGGUCAGGGAGAUCACACAGUACCACAAUGUGUAUGCAGACAACCAGGUGAUGCACUUCUAUCGCUGGCUGCGCUCUCCAAGCUCUCUGCUGUAUGACCCAGCACUGCAUCGCACCCUGCACAACAUGAUGAAGAAGGUGUUUCUGCAGUUGGUGGCAGAGUUUAAACGUCUGGGUUCAACUGUGGUGUACGGAAACUUUAACAAGAUAAUCUUGUGCACUAAAAAACGGAGGAUUGAUGAUGCCAUUGCCUACGUAGAAUACAUCACCAACAGUAUACAUUCUAGAGAAAUCUUCCACUCCUUGUCCAUCUCCUUCUCACGAUGCUGGGAGUUCCUGAUGUGGAUGGACCUAGCCAACUAUGGAGGUGUGAAAGGGAAACUGCCUUCCAGCAUCUUGUAUGGAGAGGAAGGAGCCAAACAAAAAAAAAACAGUCGAGGGGAGGGAGAUGAAGAUGGCAGCGAGGAUGAAGAUGAGGACAAUGUUGAAGAAGAUGACAGAGAUGAAGAGACUGAUGAAGUGGAGGAGCUUAUUGAAAGCAGUUGGAAUAUCAUGCAAUAUCUACCCCAAGCAGCCUCCUGUCAACAAUAUUUUCUCAUGAUUGUCUCAGCCUACAUUGCUGCAGUAUACCACAGCAUGAAAGAGGAGCUGAGACGUAACACUCCUGGAGCAACACCAAUUAAAAGACGUGGAGGCAGCCAGGCUUCCCAGCAGGUGCUCGGGGACGUAAACGCUCUUCCAGGGAUGAUCUCUUUCUCCCAGGAAUAUGUGGCCAGUGAGCUGACACAGAACAUUUUCACCAUCACUCAGAAAAUUCAGAAAAAGGUGACGGGAACCAGGAGUGUGACCCAGACCUCAGAGAUGUUCCCCGUCCUGCCUGGGUCACACCUGCCGCUCAACAACCCUGGACUGGAGUUUAUCAAAUAUGUCUGCCAGGUUCUUUCACUCGAUGCCAAUAUUGUGAAUCAGGUGAACAAGCUGAAAAGAGACCUCCUGCGUCUCGUGGAUGUUGGAGAGUUUUCAGAGGAAGCCCAGUUCCGCGAUCCCUGUAACUCCUACAUCCUGCCAGAAGUCAUCUGCCACCACUGCAACUUCUGUCGGGACCUUGACCUUUGCAAGGACCCAUCAGUGGCACAGGACGGGUCUGUCUUGCCUCAGUGGUUCUGCUCCAACUGCCAGGCACAGUAUGAGACCGAGUCUAUUGAGAUGGCUCUGGUAGAAGCGCUGCAGAAGAAACUUAUGAGCUACACACUGCAGGACCUGACAUGUACCAAAUGCAAAGGGGUGAAGGAAGCUAACAUGCCCCUCUACUGCGGAUGUGCUGGAGACUUCGACCUCACUUUCUCAGUCAAGAGCUUCUCUGAGCAGAUCACUGUGUUUCGGAACAUAGCAUCCCACUACCACAUGAGAUUCCUGGAGGAGACCAUCGACUGGCUGCUUGUGAUGAACCCCCAGAUCAGCCAGAGUGCUCAGUAAAAGCAGCAUGUGACAUGGGGGUCCAACACUUCCUGUGCAGCAAGGAAACACAAUGCUGAAACUUGAUGCAUUUCACCAGCCUUAAUGUCUGUGACCUUUGCCAUUACAUAUGAGGACACUGAUGAAGCAAGCUGGAUAAGAAAUGUGAUCUCUGUAUAUGUGUGUGAUUUUUUUCUCAUUCAAGCUAUGUAUUAAAUGAAUAUUUUCUAAUU